Anas platyrhynchos (mallard) is the source of this 8029-nucleotide messenger RNA. It is a transcript of the gene CREB1, whose product is annotated as cAMP responsive element binding protein 1. Gene Ontology annotation, cellular component: ATF4-CREB1 transcription factor complex; nucleus. Gene Ontology annotation, molecular function: DNA-binding transcription factor activity, RNA polymerase II-specific; cAMP response element binding; protein binding. The record is from RefSeq and is a predicted model, not a curated record. Lineage: Eukaryota; Metazoa; Chordata; Aves; Anseriformes; Anatidae. Gene Ontology annotation, biological process: regulation of transcription by RNA polymerase II.
GGCCGGACGGCGCGAGGGGCCGGAGGGUCCCGCGCGCCGGGCGCCCGGGGCGGAAGCGCCGUUCGCGCCUUCCCGCGGCCGCUCGGCUCUUUCCGCCUCCCCCUCCGGGGCGCUUCGUUCGUUUCCGCGGCCGCUCGGCUCUUUCCGCGGGGGCCGGCGGCGCGCUCGGCCGUUCCCGCCGCCCCGCCGCGCGCUCGGCGGUUUCCGUGAACGCUCGGCGCUUUCCGUGCGGGCCGCGGCGCGCUCGGCGCUUGCUCCCUGGCUGGCGCUCCUCAGUCGGCCGCUGCCUGCCUGUCGCCGGGCUGGGAGCGCCUGUGUGUGCGCGAGUGACGCGGCGGAGGUGUAGUUUGACGCGGUGUGUUACGUGGGGGAGAGAAUAAAACUGCGGCGAGAGCCCGGGCGCGAACGAAAGCAGUGACGGAGCAGCCUGGUAACCGGCCCUUCCGAAAGCAGAAAUGCUCUACUGGUGGUUUUGCUCCAGCUCUGGAGAGGUGUGGUGCUGCUGGGUAGAGAGAAGCCUGAGUAACUGGGCAGCACAGAGCGGUACACAACAUUGGUAUUGUGGCUGUGGAGGUAACUAAAUGACCAUGGAAUCUGGAGCAGAGAACCAGCAGAGUGGAGAUGCAGCCGUUACAGAGGCAGAAACCCAACAGAUGACAGUACAGGCACAACCACAGAUUGCAACGUUAGCCCAGGUAUCUAUGCCAGCAGCUCACGCAACGUCUUCUGCACCCACGGUGACCUUAGUUCAGCUGCCCAAUGGGCAGACGGUUCAAGUGCAUGGAGUAAUUCAGGCUGCCCAGCCAUCAGUUAUUCAGUCUCCACAGGUCCAGACAGUUCAGAUCUCCACUAUAGCAGAAAGUGAAGAUUCACAGGAAUCAGUGGACAGUGUCACAGAUUCACAAAAACGGAGAGAAAUUCUUUCCAGACGACCGUCCUACAGAAAAAUUUUGAAUGACUUGUCUUCAGACGCCCCAGGAGUGCCAAGGAUCGAAGAAGAAAAGUCUGAAGAGGAAACAGCAGCACCUGCCAUCGCCACUGUUACGGUGCCAACUCCCAUUUACCAAACCAGCAGUGGGCAGUACAUUGCUAUUACGCAAGGAGGGGCGAUACAGUUGUCUAACAAUGGCACAGAUGGCGUGCAAGGUCUUCAGACAUUGACUAUGACCAACGCAGCUGCAACCCAACCUGGCACCACCAUUUUACAAUAUGCACAGACCACAGAUGGACAGCAGAUACUUGUACCCAGCAACCAAGUUGUUGUACAAGCUGCCUCGGGAGAUGUGCAGACCUACCAGAUUCGCACCGCCCCUACCAGCACCAUUGCACCAGGAGUAGUCAUGGCAUCAUCUCCAGCACUUCCAACCCAGCCAGCAGAAGAGGCCGCACGGAAGAGAGAAGUGCGUCUAAUGAAGAACAGAGAGGCAGCACGUGAAUGUCGCAGGAAGAAAAAGGAGUAUGUGAAAUGUCUAGAAAAUCGAGUGGCUGUGCUUGAAAACCAAAACAAGACACUGAUUGAGGAGUUAAAAGCACUUAAGGACCUUUACUGCCACAAAUCGGAUUAAUUUUGGAUUCCCAUUUUCACUUGUCCAGGUGGGAUAGAGACUGGUUCUGGCUAUACCCAGAGAGACAAUGUAAACUUUUUAUUUUCUAAACAUUUCUUUUUUUCUAUGCGCAAAACUGCCUGAAGCAACUACAGAAUAUACUUCAUCUGUGCUUUGCAUCAAACUGUGAAUGUUCAAAUACUUGCCUCCAGUUCUCCCCUUACAAGAUUAUUUUCAUCGUCAAAUAAUCUCAGCGUGAAGAAGAACAGGCUCCUUUCUCAUCUCCCCAUCCUCUUCAAGGAAUAACAGUGGUCACUUGGGAAGUUACUGUGGGGGAGGGUCCUUUUGUAAUGAUUUCAAGAAUUUGUGCUGAGUUCUUUCCAUUGCCUUAGAGACGGAACUACCCCAGCCUCUUGGCCCAGAGAGCUGUGGGCCGGCAUACGUGGAGCACGCGUGGUGCAAUGAAGAAGCAGUGGUUGCCAAAUCGGUUUCACAUACUUGUUUUAAACCAUAAAAAUACAUGUCUAAGUGGCACGCCAAAGAAAAGGCACUUCACAGUCACGUUCUGUGUGUGGAGCUAACAUACCUUUUUAAAACUAGCACAGGAGGGGUUCUGAUGUGUGAUCUGCAUUACUAGUCCCUCCUGGACUAGUGAAAACUCCAUUCCACAGAAACAAAUGGAUUGAAAUGAGCUUCACUGGUCAGUUGUUGCUUCUUGCAGCAUAUGUGUGCAAGUGUGUUUAGCAUUUUGAAUGCACAGAAAGAAGACACCAGCUUCAGAGGUUAUUGGUUGGAAAAUGAUAUUUAGAUGGGGAUGGAAUUCAGAAUUAAAAAGGUACAAUAGUGACAUUUUGAAAACAGAUGUGUAGUAAGCAACGGUAACACACUAAAGCACUACCUAUGAGUAUUGCAGAACAACUAAGCAGUUGAAGCAUGGCCAAUUCCACAUACAUAUUCUCUGAUGGUUUGUCCCAAGUCCUCUCAAGCAAUCAGGUAUUUCUGUUUCCCUACCACUAUCUUAUGUAAUGGAAAUUAUUGUACGUAAUGGAAACAUUGUCCUGGUUUGCUAGAUUAUUUUUCAAACUUUGAGGCUGCGCAUUCCAUCCGUAAAUUAAAUUGCAGUAUGGUAACUGCCAGGACAACCUCAAAUAUCGAAGAGAACUUCAAACAUGAAUAUUCCGACUGGCUUCUGCUUCGCAAGAGACAAUAUUAUUUGAACUUUCCCAGGCUAAACAAAUUCUUAAUUUAUUCAGAGGAUUUUUUCAUGCAAAGGGUCAGAUUUACCAAGUAGUUUAUUCGUGUAAGUAAAAUUACUUAUGUGCCUCAGACAUUUGCAAAAUCAAACUUCUUGUGUGUACUGAGGAAACAUGGUCUUUCACAGAUUUACAUUGUUAAAAAGGUAGAUCAUGUUAAAAAUAACUACUCAGCAUUAGGACUUCCGUUGUGUGUCAAAAAGAAUCAUGCUCAGUUUGUUUACUGGCGCUCUGAAGCCAGUCUCUUCAUUUAUCAACUUGGGUCAUUUGAUGGAGUAUGUUUACUUUGGGCCUCUGGUCCAACUUUUAUGUAUAGAGACAUAUGAAUAAGACUCUGGUCUAUACUAAUGCCUUGCCUAGCAAAGUAUUAGCUAAUAUUUUUUUUCCCAUUUGCUCUAUCUGUUUUUAAGAUAAAUUUCAAACAUGAGCUUCUAAAAGGUUAUACAAUCAAUGUGACGUAGGAAGAACUUUUGCAAGACUUUUGAUAGUUGAGUCUCAAACAGCUAAGCAGUAUUAAAAGUUCUAGUUUUCUCAUUUGAGAGGGCAUUCAGUUUCCAAGAGACUUUAAAAGGAGCAGGGUUAAACUUGUAGCAUUAUUGUUAAAUCUAGAGUUAUCAAUAAUUUCAAAUUGUUUGUAUUUCAAAUAAGAGAAAAGAAGUAUCAGAAUUAUGAAAGAAUUCAUUUUCAACUUAAGUUUUGAGGGGGUUUAUAAAUGGUCUAUUUUUAUCUGUCAUGGAGAAUUGAUUUUCAUGUUUUUAUUUAAUGGAAAAUGAAUUUAUGAGUUUAGCAAUGCAAAUUUAAAGAAGACCCUAAAUUCUCAGCAGUGCUUUUCUAACAAUUGUCUGAUUUUUAAAGACAGAGAAUACGUGCAUGUAUGACGGUUACCAGUUGUUCAGAACUAGCGCAAGAAGUAGACUGUUGAUAAUGCAGGAGUAAUUCUCGUAAAAUAUUUAACUUUAUGAUGGCCUGAUUUACACAGUUACAUGGGAUGGUUUCUCCCGUUUUGAGAAACGUGAAGAAAAGAUGUACAUUCCUACAUGAAGGCUUUCUCUUUUGCAGAACCAUCUGUCUGCAAAAGCUUGAGGUUUUGUACUGAAACUGCAUGAGGCUAGCCGAGAUCUGGGAGCUGUUCCUAGCAGGUCAUGAGCACUCACUGGUAGUCACGCAGCACAAAGCCUGGCGGCUGAAUGGACAGGGGAGCCUAAAGCAGUUCCUGGACAUGGUUCUUCCGUUGAAGCCAAUUUGUGAAGCAGUGAGAGGAGAACUGCAUUACCAGUUUGUCUGUGCGUGGUCUGUGAGUAGUCUAUCGUGUUAUUAGUGUAGACUGCGUUAGCAACUAGCAUUUCAUUGAGAAAAAGAACAUUAUUUUAAAGUACCUAGGGAUCUGUGAGAAUCUUUAUUUUUAUUUAUGCUGCACUGAGGAUUUAGGGACUUGAAUUUCUUUAAUGGAAAUUUUAAAUGACGUUGAUAAAAAAUGUAUUAGGCCAAGUACAAGGCUGGCUAGGGUUACCCAUACAUACUUUACUACUCAUAGUGACCCAAAAAGGGAAAGGAUAUGAUGCAGGCAUUCAUUCAUGUGUUACUUACCAAGUAGUGAGGUUGGGGUAAUCAGCUUCUAUAAACUAAGGCCAUUUGGAAGUAGGACAGCAAUUAUGCUGGCAGGGGGGAGGGAAGGUUAGUUUUAUAUCUCACGGUUGUGAGUUUUCAAGAAUUGAUAGCCUGUUUUACCUGAAGAGAGGGUUAGAAAGGGCUAGAUCCAUUAUGUUCAUAAUAAACAAGAAUUGAUUUGAAAUAUAAUUUUUGUAAUGUCAUUAUUUUGCAAAACAACAGCACCAGUCAGGCAGUUAAGAUAUUGUCAGAGGUGCUCUUUUAAUUUAGAUAUUCUUGGAAAAUACAUAUGUAUAAUAUAUGUACAUAUAUAUAUAUAUACACACAGUAUAUAAUCUACAGCUCUGAGAGCUUUUAAGUCAGGAAUGCUGAGUAUUAUAGUAUAUGGAGGUCAGAAAAAAUUUUUACUUCUCUGUGUGUGUCUGGGUGUGUGUGGGUGUGCGCGUGUGUGAAAGCUUCCCCUGCCCCAGUAGUUCUGGGCUGCAUUAUUCUAGCGCUUAUUACUGAUUUGUUUUGUGCUGUUUCUCAGUUAUCCAUUUUCAAGAAUUUUAUUUUCAUCUUUCAUGAUUUUUGUGAGUUGGUUUGUUUUUAUUUUUUUAUUUUUUGAUGGAGAAUUUUGAAAUUAUAUAAACAGUUGUUUUACAACAACUACCACCCUGCAGAAUAAUUCACUUUUGUGCUUUUUCUCUUUGGCAGCUAUAUAUCAAAGGCAGAUCAAUUGGAAAGGUUGUUAAGGUGUUGUUUUUAAAAGGAACCACUGGUAAGACUUCUGUUUUCCUCCUGGGGUAGUGGCUGUGCAUUUUUAUUUAAGCAGUGAUUUCACCAGUGAAUCAGAUAGUUGCUGGCACCAUUGCUUGUAUCUGAAAGCACAAUUUUAGCCUGUCAUUGUCAGGACUGUACAGACACCUAUACGUUCUGGCUCUUGUGUAGUUCAUGUUUGUUGCAGACCACUGUCUUCUCUGGUACUUUACAUUGAUCAGAAAACUGGUGGGGUGUUUGGAAUCAUUAAGAGGCUCAGGAAAAAAAUAAAAGUUAGAUUUAAUAAGGAAAAACAGCCCUAAUAGUUUCUGAUCUAAAUUUGUACUACAGUUUUGUUUUGUUUUGUUUUAAAUCUGGGCUUCCAGUAAACAGCAGCUGCAAGUAGUCAUCUAUUAGUGAAAACUGGCCUCUGCCUUUUUUUUUAAUUUUAUUUUAUUUUAGACAGAUAGCCAGUGCUUUUUAUGGGUUAAAGACAAGUCUCCCCACCAAAGCAAGUUUAUUAUCAGUGGUUGCGAAUCUAUGACAGAUCGACAGAUCAUAGGGGAUUUCAUUGGUUUCCUAAGACCCUGUUUUUAUUGUCAUUUUUUUUUACCCUGAAGCAGGUUAGUGAUGUCACAUUUGCCAAUGAUCUAACCAAAAGGUCAUGUAUUUAUUUUUGUUACACGGUAUUCUUUGUAAAUGUUUAAUUAAAAUGUGCACUUUUUAAAAAAAAACACAAAAAAAAAACACAAAGCAGAACAAAAAAAAAAAAAAAGAAAGAGAGAAAUUGGGUUUGCUUGAGAAGCUCCCUGGCAGAAUUGCUGUAAUCCUGCCACCUGCACACAACUCACUCCUCUCCCCACAGCAGUUGACUCUUUCACCAAUUUAACUUGCUGAUUAGCACCUGGCUUCCAGUAGGCAUUGCUUCAAAAUGGCAGAUCUGGGCUAGCACUACUGAAGACUGGAAAGAAUUAAGUGUAUGGUGUCAUAGCAGUAGGCAUAGGAUGGCUAUUAAAUUAUUUUUAGACAGAGUAGAACUAGUUCAGUGACCCCAAGUGAGAAAGGUAAAUUAAUUUGGAAGGAAAACUAAAUUCCUUCUCCGUCACUUUAUUCCCCUUUUCUUAAUUUGAAAUUUGGCUGCAAAUUUUGGAAGUUGCAUUCUAGGAAAAUAAAUCAAAAUCACAAUUCUUUGGCACCAGGAAUUGAAGAUGUAGUGAUAGUGUGUCACCCUGCUUUAAAAGAAAAAAAGCACAACUAACUUCCUUUUGCAGGAACAAUGAUAAUUAUCUACAAUCCUGAAAUAUGUCACCGUAAGCAGGUUUUAAAAGCAUACGGUACAUUCAUGGUUCUCACAUACUGUGCCUGGGAACUCAAUUUCCUAAGCUUUUGAAUUUGCUAGUCGUAAAAGACAGUGAUUUUGCAGAAAGCUGAAUGUAUCGUGAAGCUUGGUCACUCUGGGAGGAGCUGGACUGGUAAAGAGAAACAGGGUGAUGAAAACCUAUCUGCUGUGUGCUUGUGACAGGUUCAGGUUUGUGGAUGGAUGUGUCUUAAAUCUGUGCAUCUUUUAGGAAAAGGGACCAGAUCCAGUUGGUGAAGGGGGGAUUACAUUUCAAGCAUUUUGCCUUGGAAUGUAUUUUUUACAUGUAUUUAAGCUUUGGCCUGCAAAGAGACUUGCUCAGGCUAGUUUGCGUAGCACAAAUUGAAGACAGUGACCUGUUGUGGUGCUGCAAGUGCAGUUUUUGACUUGUGUUACUCAAUGCUGAGUUUAGGUCUCACUUUCACCAGCAGUUAGGAAAAAAAGCCAGCUGUCACCAGGAGCUGGGUGCUGGCAGGGGAAGGGCGAGGGAUCGGCCGUAGCGAUCCACGGUUAGUGCAGUUCCAUAAGCUGACCGUUUACUGUACUCACGACUUGGGAGCAGUCAGUUCACUGAGUCUCAGCCUCAACUAUGUAUUUCUCUAAAUUAGGGGAUAGCUGAGUGUGAGACCAAGGGGAAGGCAGGCCUUGAGCCAGUCAGUUACCUGGAAAUGGCCGCUGUUAAGAUCUGGGGAUGUUUGGAUGCUCUCCACAAGUUGUGUUUUAUCCAGGUGCCACUCCAUUUUUUGUGUGUGUAAUGACGUUUAUUUAUAUAAAAACAUGAAGUUUUAAAAGUUCUAGAACUGCGAGUUUGUAUGAGAUUUGACGCUGUGCUGCUUAUAUGGACUUCUAGGGAUGGGAUGGGGAACAGGGCAAGAAGAGGUGCUAGUUGGCAGCCAACCCCUCCACAGACUUGUCCACAGGUUGGUUGUUCAUUUCAAAAAUGAGUUACUUGUAGUCUGGAUUUAUAAGUUGAAAUUGUUUUGAAACAGUGUUUUUCAGGGAAGCUUCCAGAGCGAGGGUGGUUAUUCUCCCUUUGUAAUGUAAGCUGGAAAGAGCAAGUUCACCUCAUCUGCAUUUCUGAUUCUUUACCCAAACCAUGUCAGCACAGAACAGGGUAUUUGAGCUUGACUCCCACGUUCCUGUGGAAGUUAAAAGACUAAAUGAAAAUCCAUUGUUGGAGGAAAAUAAGUUCUUAUUUACAUUUUCCCCAAAAUUUAGAAACAUCCCUGUUGUGUUUUUUUGUUUGUUUUUUUUUUUUUUUUUACUUUUUUUUUGUGCUUUAUCUGUGUUUUUUUUAAAAAAAAUGUACUGGGUUAUAAUGCAUUUUAUUAACACUAUGUACAUAUUAGCUGCUUUGUGUUUCAGAAUGGUAGUAAUUGCUUUGUAUAUUAAAGUGAUUCUUGUGAAUUUGUGAAUUAUUGUCAUAAAGAAGUGCUUUUUCUUACUGUAACCUUUGUGGUAUAAACUGUCAUAACUCCCUUUUUACACAAACAUUUAUGUGCAGUCACAUAAACAUGCUUUUAAAAACU